Micromonas pusilla CCMP1545 is the source of this 1025-nucleotide messenger RNA. RefSeq lists its product as uncharacterized. The record is from RefSeq and is a predicted model, not a curated record. The transcript is spliced from 3 exons. Lineage: Eukaryota; Viridiplantae; Chlorophyta; Mamiellophyceae; Mamiellales; Mamiellaceae. The coding region runs from base 1 to 798 and encodes 265 amino acids.
AUGGCCGCCGUCGCGCAGACCCCCACCGAUCUCAAGCGCCUCGCGUUCGUCGAGUCCGCGGCCGCGAACUCGUUCGCUUACGUCACCGGCACGACCGCGUUCGCGAAAGCGUGCGGGUACUACACCUCCGCGAAGGAGACGAACGCGCUGAAGGGCUCCAUCACGAAGAUCGAGGACCUCAUCAAGUCGUACGGCGCCCCGGUCGUGUCCAAGGUGUCCGAGAAGUACCCCGGAUACAUUACCACCGUCGACGAGAAGGUCGACACCGCGGUGAGCAUGCUCCAGAGCAUCUGGGACACGCGCAUCGCGCCCUCCGCGCCGGUCGCGUACGCGAAGAACGUCUACGCCGCCGCGCCCGGGAAGGUAGAGGAACUCAACGCGAUGCGCGAGGAGUACUUCAAGAAGAUCGAAGCGACGCUCGAGACGCUCAAGGCGCGCGCGGUGAAGCUCCCGACGGAGCUCACGUGCGCCAUCACGGCCGCGAUCGCGGAAGCGCGCGCGAAGAUCGACGACGCGCAGCUCUUCGAGAGAGUCAAGGCGGCGUACGAGACGGUUCUGAAGUACCCCGCCGUCGUCGCCGCGGUGGAGAAGGCGACGCCGGUGGCCGCACGCGCCGUGGAGAUUGGUACGCCGUACUACAACAAGGCUGUCGAGGUCGCGGGGCCGUACGUCACGAAGGUUGGCAACGUCGCCGCGCCGUACGUGAAGCCGAUCAUGGACCGCAUGUACCCGCCCGCCGCCGCGAAGGAGAUGAAAUCCCCGGAGAAGAAAUACCCGUCGCCGAAGAACCUCGACUGAGCGAACGGUCGCCUCGCGCGCGCGAACUUUAAAGAAAGAACAGAGAAAGGUAAAAUAAAUAAAUAAACGGGGGGGAUGGGACGACGAUCAUGCGUGAGGACGACGGCGCGAUCACGGACGGACGAGAGGACGAGAAGAAGAACGGGGAGGAAGACUGACGCAUGUUUCAUUUUUUAGGCUGCGACGCGCACGCGCGCGCUGUAAAACACACGAGACGAACGAAACGC